This is a messenger RNA of Motacilla alba alba, 5926 nucleotides long. RefSeq lists its product as uncharacterized. Lineage: Eukaryota; Metazoa; Chordata; Aves; Passeriformes; Motacillidae. Bases 4324 to 5292 code for a protein of 322 amino acids. The record is from RefSeq and is a predicted model, not a curated record. The transcript is spliced from 4 exons.
UGCCCACAAUCCCAGACUCCUGUCCCUAAUCCCAGACUCCUGCCCACAAUCCCAGACUCCUGUCUAUAAUCCCAGACUCCUGCCCACAAUCCCAGACUCCUGCCCACAAUCCCAGACUCCUGUCUAUAAUCCCAGACUCCUGCCCACAAUCCCAGACUCCUGUCCAUAGUCCCAGACUCCUGCCCACACUCCCAGACUCCUGCCAGUAGCCUGCUGUCCCUUGUCAGCGAUCCAGGCUCCCAUUUCCAGGCUCCAGUGCUCUCUCCAGACUCCAGUUUGUCCCUCCUGCGCAGAGAAGCAGCUUUUCAGUAAAACCCAGGGGUUAAAAACUCCUGCCCCUUCCAUGGAUUCCUGGAGCUUGGCUUUCCCAGAAGCUUUUGUUGCUGUUCUCCAGCUGAGCUGAGGCCGGGCCAGAGGGAAUUUGGAGCUCCCAACUGUUUGGGUGUUCGGAGAAACCUGGAAGUGACUUGCUGAAAAUAUUCACGGAGAGGGAAGAGCUCGAUUUGUAGAUCUAUGGGAUUUGGGAAGCGGGAGGUGGAACAAGGAAUUGGGAUAAGAUGGAUUUUAAAACCCCUUCCAACAGAAAGCCAUCCCGUGAUUCAAAAUAAUCGUUAAAAAAACCCCGACAACACAAAGAAAUGCAAAUCAAACUAAACCACUCCCCAAAAAGGGUUGAAUUGCUGCUUUUUGGGGCUUUCUGGCUGAAGUUGUCUGGCUGAAGUGGCUGCAGCCCCUUAAUGCCUGCAGCACCCCAAGGUCCCGACGCUCCUCGGGGGGACGCGACCGGCUGCGGGCGGAGAUUUGCAUUACAGCUGGAAAAUGGACAUGUGGGAAAAUCUGGGAAACAAAACAAAUUUGGUGAAUUAGUGGGUCAUUUCCAUAGGCAGUCACGCUCCGUUAAGCAGGGAAAAACAAAGGGUUUGUUAUGCUCUUAGUUAAAGCCCAGAGUGUCCAACAAAGCCGAGUUUAAUUAAUAAGCAUUCGCAGCCCGGCCCUGAAGUCUGAACUUCCCAGCGUGGAGAGAUGGGGAAUUAAAGGAAGAGUUAGAUAAAUAAAAUCAACUUUUGGGGGAGCUUUGGCUGGAUUGUGCUGCAAAAAGAGCCGGAGCUGCCGCUGCCAGGGGGGUGAGGGGGGAGGCUGAGCCUCACGGCUUUAGGCCCUGCCUUCCCUCCAGGCUUUUCCCUCCAUCCAGGACAAAAGGUGAGCCUUGCCUUGCCCAGGAAGAUGCAGAAAGUCCUGGGGGAUUGUGGAGACCAGCUUUGAACUGUUCUGAAAGUGGCUCAGGGGAGCUGGGAUCCUGGGCUGGCAGGAGGGCUCGGGAAUUCUCCCCAGAUCAUGGCAGUGGAUCCCUGGGGGAGCUGGGAUCCUGGGCUGGCAGGAGGGCUCGGGAAUUCUCCCCGGAUCAUGGCAAUGGAUCCCUGGGGGAGCUGGGAUCCUGGGCUGGCAGGAGGGCUCGGGAAUUCUCCCCAGAUCGUGGCAGUGGAUCCCUGGGGGAGCUGGGAUCCUGGGCUGGCAGGAGGGCUCGGGAAUUCUCCCCAGACCAUGCCAAUGCAUCCCUGUGGCCAUAUGGUCGGAAUUAAGGGCAGCACCAGUUCUCACACCAGACGAGGCAGCCGGGACUGGGGCCGGGCUUUGAUCCCGGGACCACGUGAAAUAAAAAGCUCCGGAGCACGGAGUUAACAGGAACCAGCGGGACUUUAAUUAGAUUAUAUUCCUUUCUAACUGAAAUCAGAGUAUUCCCAUUUAUCCCGCGAACUUUUCCUGUGCAGCUGCGGGCUAAUAUUCCCUAGUCCCAAAAAAGAGGGAUAUUCUGGGAAGGAACUGUGGUGAUUAAAGCGGGGAAAAAGAAAUUGGACAAAAUAUCCCGAUUCAUGUGCGUGUUUGUAUUUCUCUCUGUAUUUGUGGGAAUUAUCCGGGAAAAACGGGUUGGAUUAAAAAUGAAAGGGAAGGGAGGAAAUGGGGAAUAAAAGAUGUAAAACUGGAUUUGGGGAAGGAAAGCAAAGGGAGAAGCAGCAGCGGGCCCGAGGGAAGCUAAACAAUCACGACGGAUUUAUCGCGACGCGGAAACAGGAGGAGGCCAGGACAGGGAAUUUUAGGACCUCUUAGAGCUGGGAAGGGGAAUUUAUUGACAGAUGAUGUAGACACUGCUAAAAAAUAAAUGGAUUUUUCGCCUCAGUGUUCACAAAAGAGGACGGGGAACAGAUGCCAGAAUCGGCUCUAAAUUUCCCAGGAGAGAGGCAAGAAAUAUUGAAGGAAAUAGGGAUUAUUCCAGACUGGGUGAUCACACGGUGGGUGAGAACAUCAGUGGAUGGAUUAAAGCCGAGAGGAGCCAUCCCAGAAUUGUUAAAUAAAGAAAGAAAGGUCUAUGUCAUGUUUACAGGGAAAAACGUCCGAGCAUCCACCUCAGCGCCCUCAGCUUCCGCAGGGAUAACCCCGUGGGCAGCUUUUGUUCCUGAAGGAUUUCACGGCCUUGGCUAGCGACUCACUUCAAAUCUGUUUUCCAGAAACGGGGAAUUCAGUCUCGCGGGUGGCAGGGUGGAUCUGGGGGCUUUACCGUGUCCCUGGAAGUGAGUGUGGAGAGCUUUGUGCAGGGCUCUGACCGGCCCCAGCAGAGCGCGGCUGGGCGAGGUCAGGCCGGCAGCUCCUCGCGCCCCCAUCCCGGGAUUUCGGGAUGCGCCCCGCAGCCCACGGGCGUUAGCGCUGCCUCUCCAGCUUCCCGCUGGGACUGCUGGAUCUGCUCCCCCUGCUUGCCUGGCAGAGGCUCCCCGGGCUGCCUUUGAUAUCGUGCUCCAUGUGGGAUGGUUUGGAUCGGCCGCGCCGGGCUGUCAUCGCCCCGCGGCCCUCAUGUGGCGCACACCUGGAGAGGCCCGGCAAGGACCGGCCUUUGAAACGCCGCCGCCCGCCCUCCUCCCUCCUCCCUCCUCGGGCCGCAUUCUUCCUCCAUCGUGUCAUGGGAUUUGCUGAGGAGACAAAAUGAGGGGAACAAAAAACCAGGGAAUAUCAAAUCCAGCUUUGGUGGAGCUGGGCGAGAGAUGCCCUUGACGUGCGACUCGCCUCGGCCGUGGCUCUGUCUGAAAUCUGCUACUCCUAGAGUUUAAUUCUUGUACAGUUUGGGAAGGAAGGGAUCUUAACGAUCAUCAGCUUCACUCCCACAAGGCUUUUGGUAACACUUUCAAGAUGGAAUUGUGGAAUCCUUGAGAUUGGAAAAGGGUGAUCAUAGCCAUCGACUGUGUGUUCAGGUGCAGAGUGAAAGAAUUCCUGCAGUGGAGAGGAAGAGCAGAAGGGAAAGGGAAGAUGUGCUGGGGGAAGUAUUCCCAGAGAGCUGCUGGUUCAGGGAGAGGCCAGCAGAUCAUUCCAGGUGAAUUGUAAAAUCCUGAAACGGCCUGGAUUGGAUGGGGUUUGAAGGAUCAUCCCCUUCAGUGAGCAGGGACACCUCCCACCGUGCCGGGUGCUGCAGCACUUCCAGGGAUGGCACAUCCCCAGCUGUGGGGUGGACAGCGCACGGGAUGCAGCAGGAGAGCAGCCAGACACGGAUCCGGGUGGGAAUCAGGGGGAUGUGGGACUUGGGGAGCUUUCAACAUGUCCCAAGCACUUCUCCCGUGGAUAGGGAGGGAAAGAGGGCCCCAGGAAGAGUGGGAACCUGCAAACCCCCAAGGAAUGCUGGAAGUGCCUCCCAGCUCCGUGGGCUCGUGCUGAAGGGAGAGGCCGGAUCCGAGGGCUGAUGGGAACCAGCACAUCCCAAGGCUGGAACAGCUCUGGUUGCUCCUUUGGGGCUUUCCUGUUCCUCCCCUUGCCAUCCCCGGAGCUAACGAGGAGAGAUCCGUGUGGAAAGGGUGAAUCAAAGUCAAAGCAAAGUCUUUUGGCACUCGGCGGGGACGAGGGAGGCCGCAUCCGUAAUCCUGCCGCGGUCCUUGUCACCUUAUUAUUAGAGCUGUGUAAAUCUGGCAAGGGUUUGUGUUUGCCAAAUAUACCCUGGCCUACAUCGGGGCUUAUAUUUGGAAUUCGGGCCAGUUUUCACGCCUGUGCAGUCGGGAAUUUUUGCCAGUUCGGAGCAGAACAACAGGAAAGAGGAUAAUGAAGGACAGAGGAGUCAGGAAAGGAGAAAACUCGGGAUGGGAGGAACCAGGCAGAAAAGGCAAAGGAAUAUGGAGCACAUUCCUCCUUUCCUGCGUCCUCCUUCCUGAACGUCUCCUUUUCACGCUUGGGGUCCUUCUCAAAGGAAAUCCCUGCGCUGUCUCCAUGGGGUUUUCCUAAAGGAAGGACUGUGGAGCUGUGACUCCUCAAGGAUCCCUGCAUGUGGUUCCUGUGGGAUCACACGGGAAUAUGGACUGGGAGAUCUCAUUCCUUCUGAGAGAGGAACCGUGGAAUGCUUUGGGUGGCAGGGCCCUUAAGGAUCGUCCCAGUGCCACCCAUGCCCUGGGCAGGGACGCCUCCCAGUGUCCCAGGCUGGCUCUGGGCACCCUGUGCAGGGCUGGACUCCCAGCCUGGCUCCUUUGCAUCUCUCCACGUGUUUUUGUGCCUCUGGGCUUCUCCUUUCGGAGCCCCGUGGAGUUUUCCAACUUGGCAGCAUCCGUGGCCUCCCCUGCCCUGCCUUGGCCGGGCCUCUCCAGCCCUGCGCAGAGCCCUGGGCGCGGCUCGGCUCCGGCAGGGAGAUCGCUGGGACCCUGGGACGGUGACAGGAGCGGCACAUCACCCGGCAGCCUCAUUUAUCCCGUCCCCAACCUUUACAAAGGAGCUGAGCUCCCGGUAAUUACCCGGGAAGGGGGAGGAGAUGGAUGUUUCAGUGCCUUUGAUCUGGAGCUGGGAUCGGCCGGGCUUUGGGAAAUUUCCUUUGAAAGGACCCGGCGCUCACAUCUGCUCCUUGUACCGCCAUUCCUUAGGAGGCGAAAGAAGGGGGAAUUUAUCCACAAAACGUGUGGAAAAUCAAUCCAGGGCAACACCUCCGGCCAGCAGCUGUUGCAGUUCAGGCAGCUUCCAAAGGACCGGCGGAUUCGGGGGGGAAAUUGGGAGCUCUUUCAACUUGGGAAGCUUCAGAGUGGCUGCACGGGGAGCAGCCGCAGCCCUUCCUUCCUUCCUUCCUUCCCUGCCUGCCUGCCUGCCUGCCUGCCAGCGGCUGCCGCGGCGCGGAUCCCGAUCUCCGCGCAUCCCGCGGAGCGCGGCCGCACCGAGCGGGGCGAGCGGGGAGCGCCCCGGGCCCGCCCGGCUCCGGUGCCGCCGACGCCGCCCGCAGAACCCGCGGAGAGCGACUCUUACUGCGGCGAGGAGUUUUCUUGUACCCGAGCCAAUACUUAAUUAAAACCGCUGACAUCAUGGUGUUAUAAUUAAGCGUGGCAUUAAUUAAGCUGGAAUAACGAUUUUUUUUUUUUUUAUUAAGAGCUGCUCCGAUUGUGGAAGCGGCAAAAAAAAAAAAAAAAAAAAUCCCAAAUAAUUGGAGAUGAACCCGGGAGAAAUUGCAUCCCCGUGCUCCCGCGCCCGGAGCGGGCUGGGAACGGGUGGAGCGGCGGCCGCGGAAAGUUUCAGGGGAUCGGGUGCCAGCCGUCGGGAAAUUUGGGGGAUUAUUUCCCUUUUCCCUGUUUUUUUUCCUUUUCCCCCAAAACUGCUGAUCGGCUCCUGGCAUUCUGAUGGCUAAUUAUGCAUCGGAGAGCUUCGACAGCUGCAUUCAUCAUCAUAAAAUGUAAUAAUUAAUGACAUUCCAACAAAGAAAAAUAUGCAAAUGAGAACUCAUUAGCAUUUUCAUAUUCAGCUUUGAUAAUGCUUUUGCUGACAAGGUUGUAAUUAAUGAAAAUUCAUGUCGCAGUCAGGAGAUUGGAUCGGUUUCAUUCCGCUCACAAUUCCCAAAUGCUUGCAUUAUGGAAAAUCGGCGGCUCUGCCAACUUUUUCAGGGAAGAAAAAAACACACACACACACUAAAAGCACCAGAUGCAAA